UGCGUGUUUCAAAUCGUAAACUAUUUUAAUCUCGAGAUUGAUUGAUAAAACAAACACGGUGAAAUUGUAAAAGUACUCACAAGUGUUUGUUUACUUUGAUGAAAACGCUAAUCUGGAAAGUAAGUGCGUUUAAAGCGAUAUGAAAGUCAAUUAGAUAAAUCAAUCCGUGCGUGUUCGAUAAAAGACCCGUGUUUGUUUGUGGUGCGUUUAACUAUUAACAAAGGAUAUACGAUUCUAGACCCUACUCAGUGCAUAGUCAAAUCAACGCAUAUUUUGGAAAGUUCAAGACGUCAAGGAUACGUUUGGAGGUAAGGAUAGUCUGAGGAUUACCGGAUUAGAAAAGACGGAAAUAAAGCAAGAAACAAACUGGCGAUUGAAACAGAGAAUGCGAUUUGAAUAUGACAGAUGUGGUAAUUAUUUUAAUACUCAAUUAAUUUUCAUUGAGUUUGGACUUUGUUUUAUUUAAUACCAAAUAACCUGUUUUAAGGCACCCACGCAGUAUCCAGGAGGCUAUAUUUGUUUACCAGCCAAUAAACAGACGAAGUGCACGUAGUUUUUAUAAUAACAUAGAAAUAAUCACAUAAAUAAACCGAUAAGUACGUAAUAAUAACUCUCGACAAUCCAGUGAUAUGAAUAAUAGAAAAGGAAAAAGUAUGUUUAACAUGGACUAUAUAACGCUGUGGAAAUAACGAUGUCAUUUCUAUUGAUACGAAAGGGACGUUUAACAAAUUGUUGUUAUUAAUACGAUGAUAAACCGCCACGUGAAAUAAGAGUGUUAGAUGUCAACUCGAUAAGUCAAACAAAGGACCUUAAACCUAGUGCGGGAUGAGGACGAGAUUAGGGCUUGACAAGUUGCCCCUAUUAUCAUCAAUGUCGUUUAUUAACUUCGAACUAACUUGCCCAGUCGGUAAGUUCGAUUUUAAGGUAUCACUUUGAGGCACCAGGUCGUGAUUUCACAUCGAAAUGUCACAUACCAGCUCCAUAUGAAUUCUGCUUGAACGUUGAACUUCGCCGAACGUAGCGUCAACGGUAUCAACUUAUCACAAUCGACUUGAACGUACAUGGUACUAUUAGCACUAGGUAACUUAUUUGACUUAAACGAAUCAUCUUUUGGGUGGCGGGUUUGAUACGUGCAGGGCUAUGGAGGAGAGGGAACGAGGCAUACUGGAGCGGAACUCCGGCUUGCUCGUCGGCAAUAUUGUCAUGGGCGAGGAGUUCUUCCGGUUUCUCCGUGCCGAGCACGUGCUCCCAGAUACCAUGGUUAAUGACAUCAAGUCAAAUAAAUGCCAAGUCACCAGAAACCGGAAGUUGCUCGAGGUGCUACGCCUCCGUGGUGGAGACUCAUACCGGAAGUUCCGCCAUGUUUUGUAUCUUUCGGGUCACCAGUUGCUUGCCGAUCAUCUCUAUGGAGAAGAUUUUGAGACGAAGCUGUGGAGAGGCGACGAGCUAUUCUCGAAGUUUCCCAAAGUCUUCCACCAUGUCAGUGAUGACUGCAAGUCGAAAAUACUGAAAUUCCUCGAAACCAAGGUCAAGGAAAAGGCCGUCACUAACGCUUGGUUGACGUCAAGCUCUGAACGCCUUGAUCUGAUGGAAUCCAGGAAAAUCAUUUUUGACGCAGAGAAAGACUACAAACUGAAGUUGGAGACGAAGUCGAAAAAGGUGCUACAGAUGAAGGACGACGUGACUCGGCUGACGGAGGAAAUUAAGAAGCGAGAUGAGGAGCUGAGUCGCAUGCAGCAUGAGGUGGGACUCAUGCAAAAGAACUUCAAGCAAGAUCUGGCCAAGCAGUCACGCUUCAACGCCGCCAACAGCAACUCCAUCAUGCACUUGAAAUGUCGUUUCGACAAUUUCAACGAACGCGUCAGAAACGUUAACGUCGCCAUACGCCGUUUCCUCGAGCCCGACAACGUGCACGUGGACGAAGACCCAGAAAACGUGAAACUCUCUGCGUUAGAAAAGAAUGUGCGGAAGCUGACGCUCGUUGCGAGGACCAACAUAGAGACGACGUCGAGCAACACAAACGAGAAGGAGGCGAUACUGAGCAUACUGAGGACAUCAUCGAAGAGCAAGAACCAUACCUUGCUGGAGAUUGUGCAACACUAUGUAGACAAGCAAGAGAAAGGGAAGACGGCCUUGGGAAAGGAGUUGGAGAAACUGUUAGAGGUGGUCCGGGGCAACAGGUUCACGGCGAAUAUGUCGACAAAGCCUAAAACGGAUUUGAAAUACUUGAGAAAUCAGAUGGCCACGCUGAGGGAAGAGGUGGAACACAUGAAGAAGAAGUUAGAAUGGAAGGACGCGCAGAUUACCGAUCUCAUCCAAGAAAAUAGCGACAUCAAAGAGCAGACGACCAAACAGCCAAACUCUCAGAAAACAGUCUCGUUUCCGCAGAUGUUGUCGAAUCCGCCCGGAUCGCAUGGGGUUUCGAGAGACACGCCCGACUCGACCAGAGAUAUGGAAAAGGCUCAUCAGCAGUUCAAUAGGUAUAUAGAGGGCUCUACUACACCUACCCCUUCUCGCCGAACCAACACGUACAGACGCGGAUCAAUUGCAGACGUGGAACUUGAUACCGACCAGCCCGUAGUACUUAAUGAAGUGAGAAGUCGACUGUAAUUCGAAGUACGACUAUAGCGGUAUCGAUAUUCUCGGAACUUCUUCUCAGUACAGGCGUAGCUCUACUGAUAUAAACUCUAUAGAGAUUGCGCGGGAAAUUAAGAACACGUCAGCUAACGGUUUGGACAAAGCUACUGCCACUAAGAACACGUCUUUUAAUGUGUUGAACAAAGCUACAGCAACAAAUGAUCAUUACCCCCGUCCACGUCCCGAUGAUAAAGGUAUCGAUGACGCCAAACGACGUAAUGACGUAAUGCCGGAUUUGACGUCAGAGUUCUCUCGCGGCGGCAGACGACCAUCGCUUGCCGAGCUGAUAACGAUUUAUGAAAACUCGCAAGAUGACCAUGCGGCCAGAGAAGAAAACAACAAAACACGACUUCCGGUUUUACAAGAAACGUAAAAUAAUUCUGCGUUGUUUAGACAAAGCGCACUUAAUUACAUGCACCAUGACUUGUUGAACAUGUGUUGUUUAAGAAAUAACCGAUGGGUAACCGUUGGUUAUUGCGAUAAUAACCAACGGUAUGGAAUUCCGAUGCGUAGAAAGUAAACCAUUAGGGCGUAGCCCGAAUGGUUCGAUAACAAGCAUCGGAACGACAUAUCGUUGAUUAUUACCACAAUAACGAACGGUUACCCGUCGAUUAUUUCGAUUGUAACACGAAUACAUGUAUAAGUUAUCUCCCAUGUAAAGGUUAUAAAUGAGAAUUAUAUUAACCGAACGUCCUCCACUUUUCCGCUAAAACGUGACGUCUCCACAAACAAUGAAAAUCAAAUGACGUCGUCUUCAUUUAUAAACAGAGCCAUUGAAAUCAAAGUGAAGUCAUACUAACAACCGUUGGUAUAUCGGGGUAAUAACCCACGAUACUUUUCCUUCUUUGUAUAUAAAAAACAAGUCACGUGCCGUGGUAGAAAUUGAAAUACGAUACUUGCUGAUUAAUGUCAGGCACCCGGUACAAGAUUUUGUUGUUCAAAAGCCGCAAACGAGAUAUCACGUAUUUGCACUUUUCUGUAUAUUUGUGUGUCUUUAUAUUUCCUGUAUCUCCACAUGUUCCUUCUACACGGAAAUAAAGUUAGUAAACGUAA
Molecule: messenger RNA, 3690 nt
Organism: Dreissena polymorpha
Lineage: Eukaryota; Metazoa; Mollusca; Bivalvia; Myida; Dreissenidae
Exons: 9
Coding region: 1141-2610 (489 amino acids)
Biological process (GO): regulation of apoptotic process
Source: RefSeq, a predicted model, not a curated record